Etheostoma spectabile (orangethroat darter) is the source of this 1449-nucleotide messenger RNA. RefSeq names its product abl-interactor 2b (gene abi2b). Gene Ontology annotation, molecular function: SH3 domain binding; signaling adaptor activity. The record is from RefSeq and is a predicted model, not a curated record. The transcript is spliced from 11 exons. Gene Ontology annotation, cellular component: lamellipodium; SCAR complex; actin-based cell projection. Lineage: Eukaryota; Metazoa; Chordata; Actinopteri; Perciformes; Percidae. Bases 83 to 1414 code for a protein of 443 amino acids. Gene Ontology annotation, biological process: neuron migration.
GUGGCGCCAGAGAGACAUCCCCACACAUACACACGACAUAUACACACAUACACUCACGCGCCGCUCCGCUAAAGAUGUGAAAAUGGCGGAGCUACAAAUGCUUCUGGAAGAGGAGAUUCCAGCAGGACGAAGCGCACUACUAGACAGUUUCACCAAUUUGGAAAGAGUAGCGGAGUACUGCGAAAGCAACUAUGUCCAGUCUCCAGAUAAGCAGAGGGCGCUGGAGGAGACCAAGAACUACACCACCCAGUCUCUUGCCAGCGUCGCUUACCUGAUCAACACACUCGCCAACAAUGUCCUCCAGAUGCUGGACAUCCAGGCCUCGCAGCUCCGCCGCAUGGAGUCCUCCAUCAACCACAUCUCACAGACGGUGGACAUCCACAAAGAGAAGGUAGCCCGGCGGGAGAUCGGCAUCCUCACCACCAACAAGAACACGUCUCGCACACACAAGAUCAUCGCCCCAGCCAAUCCCGAGAGGCCUGUGCGCUACAUCCGCAAGCCCAUCGACUACAGCAUGCUAGACGACAUGGGCCAUGGAGUCAAGUGGUUGCAAAGGUUUAAGGCCAGCGCCCAGAACAUGAAGGCCGGAGGCGGUGGACUCCCUCGCACAAACCCCCCCACACAGAAGCCCCCCAGCCCGCCCAUGUCGGGGAAAGGGACCCUUGGGCGCCACUCCCCCUAUAGGACGCUCGAGCCGGUGCGUCCGCCCGUUGUCCCUAACGACUACGUCUCGAGCCCGACGCGCAACAUGGCGCAGCCCCAGCAGAGCCCUACACGCACUGCAUCCGUUAAUCAGAGGAACCGCACGUACAGCAGUGGGAGCAGCGGAGGCAGCCAUCCCAGCAGCAGUCGCAGCAGCAGCCGAGAGAACAGCGGCAGUGGCAGCGUGGGCGUGCCCAUCGCCGUGCCAACCCCAGCCCCACCCACCGCCUUCCCAGGCGCUCCUCAGUUCUACAGCAUGAACCGCCCGGUGCAGCCGCUCCAAAACUCGCAGGUGGGAGGCUCGCUGCCGUACCGCCGACCCGCGUCUGUCACCGGUCAGCCCAACAUGGCCCACAACCAGACCCAGCUCAACGGGGGACCACACUUUGCCCAGAACCCAGCCGGCCCACUCGCGCCCCCUCCCCCCUCCAUGCAGAUCACCCCUCAGCUGCCUCUGAUGGGCUUUGUGGCCCGAGUUCAGGAGACUAUCUCAGACGUGCCGCCUCCACCUCCGCCCGCCGAGGAGCCGGUGUUUGAGGAACCCACCCCUCCUCCUCCUCCGCCGGAGGACUACGAGGACGACGAGGAUGAAGAAGAGUCGGCGGUGGUGGAGUACAGUGACCCGUACGCCGAGGAGGACCCGCCCUGGGCCCCGCGCACCUACAUGGAGAAAGUGGUGGCAUCUACGACUACGCCCGCGCAAGGAGGAUAGCUCUCGUUUCCAGGAGGCGCCAUCAUCGUUAGUCA